This is a messenger RNA of Helicoverpa armigera (cotton bollworm), 770 nucleotides long. RefSeq lists its product as uncharacterized. The transcript has 5 exons. Lineage: Eukaryota; Metazoa; Arthropoda; Insecta; Lepidoptera; Noctuidae. Bases 161 to 625 code for a protein of 154 amino acids. The record is from RefSeq and is a predicted model, not a curated record.
UUGACAGCCAAAGCGUCAUGGUGGACCAGUAUUAUAAAAAUUAAAGUCGCUACAAAAACAAUUUAUCUUUUAGCAAUCAUGUCUUUAUAACUAUUCACGAGAUUUUGUAUUUUUUUAAACAGUUAAUUUUAAUGAAAAUGGGUGAGAAAGAUUGUCAAAAAUGGUACCAAGUGUUCCAAGGGCUGAACCCCGCGUUCUAGACAGAAGUUUGUAUGCGUUGCUGUUAAACGCCACUGAAGUUAUUGGCGACGCUGCCGAAAAUAUGUACACAGAUCACUACCAGUGGCAGAGAGAAAUGUUUGGCCAUAGUUUUAGUGUAUCUCGAGUCCCGUGUUCUACGGAUAAUGGAAGCGGCACCAUGGUGGCUCUCGUCAGAAACUGGCUGAGGGCCCAUGAAGAGGCGCAGGUAAUGGUAGCCAGUGUUCUGGUGGUGAUAGGUCUGUGGUGGCUUGUCCGAGCUGUUCUGACGUUGAUGAUCAACCUGGUCUGUCCUCUGUUGGUCGUCGUACUAGCGGUGGUUUGCGUGCCUCAGCUCCGAGCACCACUUUUAGGUCAGAACUAUCCAUUAUUAGCAAAUCUACUAAGAAGCAUUCUCUUGAAAAUGGCUGAAAACAUAAAAACCUGAACUAUGGGAAUUAUGUCGAAGUGACAAGUUUGAGGUCAAAAUUAUAGCACGUUGUUUUUUUCAUUAACAGUUUUUUUGAGUAUUAAUUUCAUUUCCUGUGGUCUAUUAUAGUCUUGGCAAUAUAAAUCUGCAAUUAAUAUAUUAA